Messenger RNA from Galendromus occidentalis (western predatory mite), 2043 nucleotides. It is a transcript of the gene por, whose product is annotated as Protein-serine O-palmitoleoyltransferase por. Gene Ontology annotation, biological process: protein palmitoylation; lipid modification; Wnt protein secretion. Gene Ontology annotation, cellular component: endoplasmic reticulum; membrane. Gene Ontology annotation, molecular function: Wnt-protein binding; palmitoleoyltransferase activity. The transcript has 6 exons. NCBI's taxonomy places the organism in Eukaryota, Metazoa, Arthropoda, Arachnida, Mesostigmata, Phytoseiidae. The record is from RefSeq and is a predicted model, not a curated record. Bases 1 to 1635 code for a protein of 544 amino acids.
AUGGUUCAAACUUUGGCGCCUUGGGAGGACAGACGGAAGAAAAUAACAAUAGAGGACAGUUUGUGUCUUUGCGAUCCUCACCCAGAACCCAGAACGCCCCAGAACCCCGAACGCCCCAGAACCGUGCGGAAGCGGACGAACGCCACUGGACCGCAACCCUCGUGGCACGAGGUCGAGAAGAGGACCCGGAGGCUCCGCUACUUCUUAAACGAGUGGGUUGUCAUGGAUCUUGACAGUGCAUAUUACUAUGGUAACGAACUCGAAGAUGACGACUCGUUCCCGCUCAACGGAGACGGGGUAGAAGGAUACAUGUCGCUCAUCGACCUAUGGACUUUCUGCAUCAAAGCCGUUCUCGGGGAAUGGUUUGAUAUAACUGCCUAUGUCAUCCUGUCGUCGUGUUUCCUAAGAUGGGUCGGAAAUUUCGAGAAGAUCCCAAGAUGGGUGAUCCAUUCCUUGUCAACUCUUCUCGGAUUCUACUGUAUGGUCGGCAUCAUGGACUGGCACGGGUUCUACGCUUUCACCUUCGCAGUCCUCGGCAUUACUACCCUCUACAUGGUCGACUGGAUAUUCCAAGCUUGGAGGACCUUCUUCGUGACAGCUGCCUGCUUGAUUAUGAUCAUCGGAAUCGGGGAGUACAAACUCUUUCCGUCUCAGUGGAAUCGAAUACGAGGAUCUGUCAUGAUCAUGGCCAUGAAACUAAUUUCUUUGGCGAUGGACAUCGAUGAUGGUCGGAUAACGAGGCAUCCACCCCUCAUCCCGGUUUUCGGUUAUCUGUUCCAUACCGCGACUGUCAUUUUCGGACCUUGGAUUUCUUUCUAUGAUUAUUUCGUAUCUGUCGAGCCUCAGACACAAUCCGAUCAGAAACCGGACCUCCUAGACCCGUUAUGGCUGCUUUCGCUGCUCCGGACCUUGACUUUGUCCACCAUGUGUCUCGUCCUAUCGUCCUGCGGCUUGGACUGGCUACUCGGGGAUGCCUCGAGCUACGGCAUCUGGCUUGAAGCUUUCCGCGACGCAUUGAUCUUCCGCAUGUCCCACUACUUCGUCUGCUUCCACAGCGAAAGCUCAGCCCUCGCGGCGGGAGUACAGGCCCAGAAUAGUGCGAACGAAUGGAACUUGGAAAUCGUGCGACCGAAGUACAUCGAGUUACCUCGAUCCUUGGUUGAGGUCGUCGUCUUCUGGAACCGGCCCAUGCACGUCUGGCUGAAAAACCACGUAUUCAAACGCAUCAUACCCCGGGGGCGACUCAUCGCCGUACUGGGGACAUUCGCCGCGUCGUCUGUCCUACAUGGACUGAGUUUCAGGAUAAGCGCUGUGUUGUUUUCGCUCGGAUUCUUGACAUACACCGAGUUCAGCUUGAGAUCGAAGCUGUCCACAGCUUUCAACGCUUGCUUAGGAGCGAGAGAAUGCAGGAAUUGUCACCACGAACACAAAGACACGCCUCGAGUGCGAUUGGUGAACUUGUUCUUCACACUUCUCGCAAUUUUCCAUCUCACUUAUCUGGGUACCAUGUUCGACUCUCAGCCUGAAGAUAAUAACAUGUCUUCGAUGGAAUAUACAUUGAACAAAUGGCGGAAUCUGGGCUUCGCAAGUCAUAUCGUUGCCCUCGUCAUGUUCUUUGUAGAUCUAAUGGUUUGAAUUGUUGGUCCAAUGAUCUCAUCUGUCCGCGGCCAACUCAAGUAGUCUAGUUCUAUUCCGCUGCCAGGACCGUGAUAUUCUGUGAGCCUGUUGUUCGCUUGCAGCUGACACAAAAGCUAGGUAUUUUAAGGCUGGAAUUAUAAUUUAAGCAAGUUUCGUCUUUCUUGUGAUCUCAGACGCUGCACAAUUUUUUCGGAAAAGACCUUGAGUACACUCCACUCUGGAGUUCAUCAUCGAGCGAGAGAGAUUGGGGAAAAGGGGAGUAGGAAAGAAAGAAGAGUGCAUUUCUUAAAUGUAUCGAUCGACGACAAAGGCCUGCUUAGGAUGCGAUCGAGAACAUUCAAUAUUCUGCCAUCUGGCUCCAUGAGUUCGCGCAUUUGUAAUCAUCACUGACUCGAGAUACUGUAU